Leptinotarsa decemlineata (Colorado potato beetle) is the source of this 705-nucleotide messenger RNA. It is a transcript of the gene twr, whose product is annotated as signal peptidase complex catalytic subunit SEC11 homolog C twr. The record is from RefSeq and is a predicted model, not a curated record. Gene Ontology annotation, cellular component: signal peptidase complex; membrane. Gene Ontology annotation, molecular function: serine-type endopeptidase activity. NCBI's taxonomy places the organism in Eukaryota, Metazoa, Arthropoda, Insecta, Coleoptera, Chrysomelidae.
GUGAAGUGGCGUUUCUGUGAUAAAUAUAUUCACUUGACGUGGACUUUACUUAAUUUUCUUCCAUAAGAACCACAAAAAGCCAAAAUGGACCUAGCUACUAUGUUUGACGAUGUUAAACGAAUGAAUAAGAGACAAUUCAUAUACCAAGUACUCAGUUUUGGAAUGAUAGUUUCCUCAGCUCUGAUGAUAUGGAAAGGGUUAAUGGUUGUUACUGGUAGCGAGAGUCCAAUAGUUGUAGUUUUGUCUGGUAGUAUGGAACCUGCAUUUCACAGAGGGGACUUACUUUUUCUAACUAACUAUCCCGAAGAACCAGUCAGAGUUGGAGAAAUAGUUGUGUUCAAAGUAGAAGGAAGAGACAUUCCCAUAGUACAUCGGGUACUUAAACUCCAUGAAAAGAAGAAUGGUACUGUUAAAUUCCUAACGAAAGGUGACAAUAACAGUGUAGAUGAUAGAGGAUUAUAUGCACCAGGCCAGUUAUGGCUAACAAAACAAGACGUUGUAGGAAGGGCGAGGGGAUUUCUUCCUUAUGUAGGGAUGGUUACCAUUUUGAUGAAUGAAUAUCCCAAAUUUAAGUAUGCAGUUUUAGCUGGUCUCGGUUUCUACGUGUUGGUCCAUAGGGAAUGAGAUUCAAAUAAGAUUCUUCAAUUACAUGACCUUUUCUAUUUUUUGUUACUUAUUUAAAAUAAACUUCACUGGUAAUAUAAA